Messenger RNA from Leptopilina boulardi, 2106 nucleotides. RefSeq names its product RNA polymerase II subunit A C-terminal domain phosphatase SSU72 (gene Ssu72). Gene Ontology annotation, molecular function: RNA polymerase II CTD heptapeptide repeat phosphatase activity. Bases 446 to 1033 code for a protein of 195 amino acids. Lineage: Eukaryota; Metazoa; Arthropoda; Insecta; Hymenoptera; Figitidae. The record is from RefSeq and is a predicted model, not a curated record. Gene Ontology annotation, cellular component: nucleus; mRNA cleavage and polyadenylation specificity factor complex. Gene Ontology annotation, biological process: termination of RNA polymerase II transcription. The transcript is spliced from 4 exons.
UUCGUUCCUCAUUUUUUUGUCUGCGUUUGGUCAGGUUUGGUCUUUUCUGCUCUUCUCUCGUCGUCAUUUCUCUGUCAGACAUCCCAUCCUCGAAAUUAGUGGACACCGUUAAUUAUUUAACUGUUCUGACACCAAGAAUACAACUCAAACGGGAAUAGAGUGUGGAAUUAUUUUUCUUUAAGAAAAUUACGGUAGCAGAAAAAGAUUUUUUUUUCUCCCUCACGACCUGUUUAGUCAAAAAUAAUUUAUAUUUUAUAAACGACGGAUUUGUGACUAGAUUUUCCUCUUUUCAAUAGUCGAAUUCACGUAUAUAUAUAUAUGUAUUUCAUAUAGGUCUUUAGAAAAUCUUAUUAAUAGUCUCUAGAAUAGUUUUUUUUUUAAUAAAAAAAGAAAUUCAAAGCGCGAAGUUUUUAUUAUUAUUUUUGACAUUAAAAAGUUGAAAAUAAUGCCUGCAUCUAAUUCCAUCAACAUUGCAGUUAUUUGUUCAAGUAAUAUGAACAGAAGCAUGGAAGCGCAUGCUUUUCUCAGUAAAAAAGGUUUCAACGUUCAAUCCUUUGGAACUGGAGAUAAAGUCAAACUUCCAGGGAAUGCUCCGGAUCGUCCAAAUGUUUACGAUUUUGGAACUUCUUACGAAGAAAUUUACAAUGACUUACUCACGAAAGACAAGCAAUAUUAUACACAAAAUGGUCUGCUGCACAUGUUAGAUAGAAAUCGUCGGAUAAAACCAAGGCCAGAAAGAUUUCAAGCUUCCAAGGAUAAAUUCGAUAUUCUAAUAACUUGCGAGGAAAGAGUUUAUGAUCAAGUUAUUGAGUGCAUGGAAUCAAGAACGCCCGAAGAUAAUCAACCAGUUCAUUUAAUUAAUAUUGAUAUUCAGGAUAAUCAUGAGGAAGCCACCGUGGGAUCUUUUCUCAUUUGCGAACUCGUUACUGUGUUGGCGAGCAGUGAUGAUUUGGACAAUGAUAUUGAUGAAUUUCUUCAUGAAUUCGAAUCGAAAUUCGCGCGAAAAAUAUUACACACCGUACUUUUUUAUUAAAAAAAAAAAAAAAUAGUUUUGUAAUUGAAUUUUUUUAUUAUUCUAAAGCUCGAUUUUAUCAUGGAAUAUUUUUUUCAAAAUUGCAGUUUUGUCUGUGCUUCCUAAUUAAGUUAUUAUAAAAAAAAUAAGGUCAACGACUGGAUUAAAUUAUUGACUUUUUUUUUCUUUUCUCAAACUCGUCUCAUAUAUUUUAAAAAUUAGCUUCAAAUAUGUCAAUAAAUUUUGCAUUAUAUGUAAUAUUUUCUUUGCAAGAGUGAAAUAUUAAAUGAUUUUUGAUAUUUCAAUUUUUAUUUUUAAUUAGGAAACAAAUAUUGUAAGAGAUGAGUUCGAGAAAUGACUGAAACUAUAUUACCUCAGAGAUAAAAUGUAAUUUUUGCGCAACUAAUAAGAUUAUUAGAAUCUUGAUUAUUCAAUGAACAAUAUCGUAAAAAAUGAAUAUUGAGAUUAAACGUAAUCAAAAGAAAAGAAAAUAGCAUGCAAUUGUAAUAUACAAAUUUUAAUAAUUACAAUAUGUACAUAUAUAUAGGUAUUGUGACAAAUUUAUAAAUAAUUAUAUAUAUGUAUGUAUAAAAACUUUACUGUUGUGCAGUAUAGAGAAAAUCCUGUUUUUAAUAAUAAUAAUAAUAAUAAUGAAAAAUUUCUUUACGAGAAAACAAUUGUCACUUCCAUGUAUAAAAAAAAUAAUAAUUUGUUUAAAUUUUUUUUUGAAGCCACGGACUGCGAUCUAUUAAAAAAAAUGUUUAAACACAAUUGUAAAAUUUUUAUGACAUUCUUCAUCAAUGUUGAUCAAGAUGAGCGUACAAUCUUCUUGCCUUUUCGCGUUUCUUUUUAUUAGAAUGUUUAUUAAUUUUCUUCCAAGGUUUCUCAACACUUUGAACAGAACCUAGGUCGCUGAAAUAAAAAAAUUAUUUUCGUAAAUAAAAAUAUUGGUGAAAGUGUAUCCAUACAGAAAAAUGCGUUUGUAAUGUAUAUAUUAUUAAAAAUUCUAUAUAUACAAUUUUGAAAAAAAAACAUGUAAAUGCGCAGAAUAGCUGUUAUUUCAUAAUAAAAAGAUAAAGAUUAUACAUUUUAAA